This is a messenger RNA of Colletotrichum higginsianum IMI 349063, 984 nucleotides long. RefSeq names its product Palmitoyltransferase. Bases 1 to 984 code for a protein of 327 amino acids. NCBI's taxonomy places the organism in Eukaryota, Fungi, Ascomycota, Sordariomycetes, Glomerellales, Glomerellaceae. The transcript has 4 exons. The record is from RefSeq and is a predicted model, not a curated record.
AUGGCGUACGCAUUCGAUGGCUACUUGGAAGCCACUUCCCGUCGGAACCGACCACAACCUCCAAGAGGACAAAGGCAGCGCCGGGGGGAGCAGGACGAGCCCGACGACGGGCCCGACGACGUGUACUUUGGGACCGGCCGCUUCUACGAGGAGAACCUUCGCAGCGAGCAGCAGCGGCAGCGGGAGCAGUGGGAACAGCAACAGCAACAGCAACAGCAGCAACAGCAGCAACAACAGCAGCAGAUCCCGCGGUACACGCCGUUCGGCCCUUUUGGUGAUGCGAGCGGACUGGGGUCCGGGGUCGGAAGGCUAAGGACCGAGGAGGAAUGGAGACGGCUGUUCGUGGAGGCCUUGAGGAGGUUGCGGGAUAGGGCCGGCCGCGGGCUUGGGCGACAGGAUGUUGCUGGGGCGGGCGAGGAGAUCGGCUUGGAGGACUUCCUUGACGAUCUAGUUGGUGGUGGGGACGAAGAUGGAGGCGGGGUGGGGCUCGGUGGCGGCGACGGGAUCAGGUUCGACGACCUCUUCAGCUCGCCCAAUGAUCACUCCGGAGGCGCCAGCUUUGGCAGCCAGGGAGAUGCCCAGAGAGGAGGAGGGGUCGGCCUGGCCCUGGUUGAGUUCAUCGAGCUGCUCGCGCACCGGCUCGGGGGCGGCAGCCUGUAUGGGUAUGCCGGGGGUCCCCCUCGGCCUGCUGAGAGGUUGUUUGACUACUGGCGCAGGGGCUGUGUACGCUCUGCAGUGGUCGGCGUGAUCGACUCGGUAGCCAUGACUGCAUUCUUCGGGUUGUACGACUUGCUGCAGGUGGAAAGAACCCGUAGGGCAGAACUGGGAGUCGACUGCCGAACGUGGAUGUCCCGUUACCUUGCCGUCGGCGUCAAGGAUGAACGAGUUCUUGAUGAAAUCCAAGUUGGCGGAGUUGGGCGGUCUGAUGUUGAAAUGCGCGGCGAUACUGUGAAAGAGAAGAAGAGAAAGGAGGCAGGGGAUUGA